GGUAACCUGGCUUCCGUCCUCCGCGUCGCCCGUGAGCUCCGCUGCAGGUUUCAGCGCCUGGACUUUGUCUACCUCAACGCUGGGAUCAUGCCCAACCCACACGUGAACUUCAAGGCACUCUGGCAUGGUCUCCUCACCGGGAAGGUGCUUCACAUGCUGACCACUGCAGAAGGCAUAAUGACCCAGACGGACAGGCUUAAUGGAGAUGGACUGCAGGAAGUGUUUGCUACCAACCUCUUUGGACACUUUAUCCUGGUUCGUCAACUUGAGUCUCUGCUCUGUGGUAACGAAAACCCCUCACGACUCAUCUGGACCUCCUCCAGCAAUGCCAGGGAGUCUGCCUUCAGCCUUUCUGACUAUCAGCAUGCCAGGGGGAAGGAAUCAUACAGUUCUUCCAAAUAUGCUACUGACCUGACAAGUGUGGUUCUGAACAGGAAAUUUAAUAAGCAGGGUCUGUAUUCCAGUGUUGUUUGUCCUGGUCUUGUUAUGUCUAACAUGACCUACAGCAUUUUGCCAGUUUUUCUGUGGAAGCUGCUAAUGCCCAUCAUGUGGUUGAUCCGCUUCUUUGCCAAAACUUACACUCUGACACCUUAUAAUGGAGCAGAAGCUCAUGUGUGGCUGUUCAAACAGAAGCCAGAGUACCUGGAUGCGCUUGUCAAAUACCACAGCUGUACUUCUGGACUGGGGAAGAACUAUGUGGAGCCCAGAAAGAUUGUUGUGGAUGAAGAAACUGCUGAGAAAUUUUAUCAAAAGCUGUUGGAAUUGGAGAAGCAGGUUCUAGAGAAAUACAGUGACCUCCUAGAUUAAGUAAAGCCAGUCUCAGUGGGAUAACAGUCUUGUAUCGGUAACAUGGGCUUUCUUCAUUCUGGUGCUACUUGUGUUGCCUGCUGUUCUGCAGGCACAUGGCUUCAGACCCCAUCUUCCUUCUCAACAGAAGGUGAACAGUUCCUGAAAAUGGAACUGUGAAAACUGAAGAGAAAUACUUAGUCUUUCUGGUAUGGGAUUUUUUCCUGGCAUAACACUGGAGACCUAAAGUAGGUGGAGACUGUCUUUAACACAGUUGCAAAGCACUGUCUUGCAAAAGCAUGACCGAACCGUGCACAGUUCGGGAACAGCCUCAAAACAUGUGGUUUAAAUCUGGCUUAGUGCAGGAAAGGCAACAGUCUGGGUGCUGCCCUGCGUCUUGGCUCUACUGGUCUUUCUAGAUGGCUUGAACACAUUACCUGUGGCUGAUCCUGAAGUACUUGAAGGCCCAUCUUCAGAAGAGCUGCUCUUCAUUUGUACACCAAAGCUGGGGCGGCUUUCCAGAUGUGCUCAACAAGAUUGAACCUUAC
Pelecanus crispus (Dalmatian pelican) is the source of this 1334-nucleotide messenger RNA. The record is from RefSeq and is a predicted model, not a curated record. Lineage: Eukaryota; Metazoa; Chordata; Aves; Pelecaniformes; Pelecanidae.